AUGGUAAUACUGGCUAAUAUUGAGAAGCCUAAAGGGGAUUCGAAGUUUCCGACAUCCGUGCUGAAUGGGUCCCAAAUCUCUGGCGAACACCGGCAAAUCAAUCUGCAUCUCAGCACCCCGAAUCAGCGUAGCGUCGUGAUCUGGGAAGCAGGUUUUACUCGAGGGGAAUCCGUUGAUAUCUGUGGUCAUCCAGGGGAGAAGCCUGGUAGUAUCGGUUACAAGGCGAUGGCAGAUAAUUCCAAAGCGAGACGCUAUCGAAUCCGAUCGUCCAUCUGUCCGUGGACGCAAUCGGCACCCUCGAUCGUGUAUCGUGCAGCCACAAUAUGCACCUACUCAGUUUCUGGUUCGGUAACUGGCGCGGCGCUUAGUUAG
This is a messenger RNA of Penicillium samsonianum, 372 nucleotides long. RefSeq lists its product as uncharacterized. The coding region runs from base 1 to 372 and encodes 123 amino acids. The transcript is spliced from 2 exons. The record is from RefSeq and is a predicted model, not a curated record. Lineage: Eukaryota; Fungi; Ascomycota; Eurotiomycetes; Eurotiales; Aspergillaceae.